This is a messenger RNA of Mastomys coucha (southern multimammate mouse), 4162 nucleotides long. It is a transcript of the gene Morc3, whose product is annotated as MORC family CW-type zinc finger 3. The transcript is spliced from 17 exons. Bases 58 to 3012 code for a protein of 984 amino acids. Gene Ontology annotation, cellular component: PML body; nucleus. The record is from RefSeq and is a predicted model, not a curated record. Gene Ontology annotation, molecular function: zinc ion binding; ATP hydrolysis activity. Lineage: Eukaryota; Metazoa; Chordata; Mammalia; Rodentia; Muridae.
CCGCUGGGCAAGCCCGGGCCUAUAAUCCCCAUUCGCGUUUGCCUGAGGCGGAAAUGAAUGGGUGUGGCCUCGCGGGGUCGACCCCGCCCCGGAAGUGGGCGGGUUACUGAACCCCGCCGCGGACCCGUAGCCUCCCAGUCGGGCUGCGGCCGAGGCCGGUCCUGGCUUUGUAGCUUACUCAAGAUGGCGGCGCAGCCACCCACCGGGAUCCGCCUCAGCGCGCUUUGCCCGAAGUUUUUACAUACAAAUUCUACUAGUCAUACUUGGCCGUUCAGUGCAGUUGCUGAGUUAAUAGAUAAUGCUUAUGAUCCUGAUGUGAAUGCUAAACAGAUCUGGAUUGAUAAAACAGUGAUUAGUGACCGUAUAUGCUUGACAUUCACUGAUAAUGGCAACGGAAUGACAGCAGAUAAGUUACAUAAAAUGCUAAGCUUUGGCUUCAGUGACAAAGUCACCAUGAAUGGUCAUGUCCCAGUUGGAUUGUACGGGAAUGGCUUCAAGUCAGGUUCUAUGCGACUGGGCAAAGAUGCAAUGGUUUUUACCAAAAAUGGAGACACCAUGAGCGUGGGCUUCUUGUCUCAGACCUACCUGGAAGUCAUAAAGGCGGAGCAUGUUGUUGUCCCAAUUGUGACAUUCAACAAGCACCGUCAGAUGAUUAAUUUAACAGAAUCAAAAGUAAGCCUAGCAGCAAUUCUGGAACAUUCUCUGUUUUCUACGGAACAGAAAUUACUGGCAGAACUCGAUGCUAUCAUGGGCAAGAAGGGGACAAGAAUCAUCAUUUGGAAUCUUAGAAGUUACAAAAAUGCAACAGAAUUUGAUUUUGAAAAGGAUAAAUAUGACAUCAGAAUUCCUGAGGAUUUAGAUGAGACUGCAGGGAGGAAAGGGUACAAGAAACAAGAAAGAAUGGACCAAAUUGCCCCUGAGAGUGACUAUUCCUUAAGGGCUUACUGCAGUAUUUUAUACCUUAAACCAAGAAUGCAGAUCAUCAUACGUGGACAAAAAGUGAAGACACAACUAGUUUCAAAGAGUCUUGCCUACAUUGAACGUGAUGUUUACCGACCUAAAUUUUUAACUAGAACAGUGAGAAUUACUUUUGGAUUCAACUGCAGAAAUAAAGAUCACUAUGGGAUAAUGAUGUAUCACAGAAACAGACUCAUCAAGGCUUAUGAAAAAGUAGGAUGUCAGUUAAAGGCAAACAACAUGGGUGUUGGAGUGGUUGGAAUUAUAGAAUGUAAUUUCCUUAAGCCAACUCAUAAUAAGCAAGAUUUUGACUACACUAAUGAAUACAGGCUUACAAUACUAGCACUAGGAGAAAAGCUGAAUGAUUAUUGGAAUGAAAUGAAAGUGAAAAAAAAUGCAGAAUAUCCUCUAAACUUGCCAGUUGAAGACAUACAGAAGCGUCCUGAUCAGACAUGGGUUCAAUGUGAUGCUUGUCUAAAGUGGCGAAAGUUACCAGAUGGGAUAGAUCAGCUUCCAGAAAAAUGGUAUUGCUCCAAUAACCCUGACCCACAGUUCAGAAAUUGUGAAGUUCCAGAAGAACCUGAAGAUGAGGAUUUGGUGCAUCCUACUUAUGAAAAAACCUAUAAAAAGACCAGCAAGGAGAAAUUCAGGAUCAGACAACCGGAGAUACUCCCUCGAAUACUCCCUCGGAUUAAUCAUGAGCUAUUGUAUCAGUCAAGUGUUUCAAGUCAGAGCUUCUCCCCUAUGAAGGAGAGUGUGCCAAGACCACAUCUUUCUGAAGUCCCAAGUCCCUUCGCAGCAAGGAUUAUAAACAACCACCUGGUCUCAGCCCAGUCUGAACCUGAGAACAACAGCAUGAAGCGGAAGCUUAGUUUUCAUCCAUCAAUUCUGAAUGCAAAGACUCGGAGAGUAAGUAAUCCUCCAGUUGAAAAUCCAUCUUACAAAAAUGAUGAUGAUGAAGAUGUCAUCAUCUUAGAAGAAAAUAGUACCCCCAAGCCUGCAGUAGAUCUUGAAGUUAGAUCAGAUACUGAAGUUAAGUCAGAACAGAACCACACUGAGCAGAGUUGCAUUCAGGUUGAGCUUGUAAGCAGUCCUAAGCCUUGUGUCCAGGCCAGCUCCACAAGCACCCCCACCUCCAGGUGUGACCCGGGCACUGCCGUCUCCACUCAGACGGAAGCACCAGGCCUGAUGGUGAAAAAGGAAGAAAAUGUGGAAGAGGACACGGGUGUGAGGAACUGCACAGCCAGCCUGUCCUGUGUCGGUGCUGAAGCCAAAGUGCAGGAGACCUUGGCUGAGUCGGCAGAUGCUAGUGGCUGUCAGGUACAAGAACUGAGAAGCCAGCUGCUGUUAGUCACGCAAGAAAGAGAUGAUUACAAGAGACAGUGCCAGAUGCUUACUGAUCAGGUACAAGCUUUACAGCAAAGACUAUUGGAGAUGAACGACAAGUGUGUGAAGAAGGAAACGUGCCACCAGUCUACUGAAACUGACACAGUGUUUGUACUUGAAAGUGUUAAUGGUCAGUCUGCAAGCCCAGAGCAUGUGGGAUCUCAGUAUCAGCAAGCACUGGAGGAGAUAGAGAGGCUGAAGAAACAGUGCAGUACUCUCCAGCACGUGAAGAGUGAGCGCAGCCAGUCUUCCUGCACUGAGAGCAAAAGCGAGGUGGACGAGAUGGCCGUGCAGCUGGAUGAUGUGUUCAGGCAGCUGGACAAGUGCACUGUUGAGAGGGACCAGUACAGGAACGAGGUUCAGUUAUUGGAAAUGGAGAAGUCACAUAUGCAUUCUCAGUGUGAAGAACUCAAGAGUGAAGUUGAGCAGUUGAAAUCCACAGGCCAACAGGCAGGAGCAGAUGUCUCAACUUCAAGCAAUGCUGAGGAGUCUGUCAAUUAUGUGGAUGGUGAAAGCCUCAAACUUCGUUCUCUUCGAGUCAACGUAGGACAGCUGCUGGCUAUGAUCGUACCUGAUCUGGAUCUUCAGCAGGUCAAUUAUGACGUGGACGUAGUCGAUGAGAUUCUAGGACAAGUGGUGGAGCAGAUGAGCGAGAUCAGCAGUACUUAAGUGCAGACGUCUGCUGAUGGUUCCAGCUCUCAUAUAAUGUGUGCGAGGUCACAGACUGAAGAGCCGUAUCUUUCUGUAUUCUAUGCAUUCGAGUGUCCCAGGCCCUGUGGACACACAACUCUUGACAUAACCUGUGAAUUGCUGGGAUUGAGCAGCAUAAUAGUGAACUUAGCUUCUGUUCUGAAUGUAAAUAUUUGUAUUAAGUCCACACAUAUUUUUUUAUUGCCCUAGAGACUGGUGUUUUUCACCAAGAGCUUUUCAGGUUGUUACUACAGUUUGUGCGAUUUUUCUGGCUUCCUAAAAUGUAUUUUUCUCAAAAUCGAGGGCUGUGCCAUAGUGUAAAUGGAUAUGUUGCUACUGUUGUUUCCUUAAAUGAGCAUAAGACAGGUUUUGAAAUAAUGUAACGGCAUUCCUAAUAGAGUCUGCUGUGAGGGAAUUGAGCAUUACUGCUGUUUCCUCUGAAAUCCUGUCUCUGAAAUAAUUCUGUUCAUAGAUAGGAAAGCCAAAGGUAGCUGUGUUUGCCUGGCUUUUCCUUGUGGUGAGAUUGCUAAUUGUCAAGUGAAGAGUGUUUUCCAGGACAAAGAAAAGAUCUUUAAAGUGUUAAAAAUAUCCAAUGACAACCAUGUUUACUUUGAAGCCCAUUUUUGGCUGUUGAUUCGGCAUGAAGUGGGUAAAAUGAUUAUUUGAGAUUUCUUUUUGUGAGAUUUCCUGUAUAGCCUUUGUAGGGUUACUGCAGGUUAAUGUAAGCUGAGAAGGCACUCUUUCUCAGACAGUACUGCACAUCUUUACUGUAUUAUGAAUGUGUUUAUUAGCCUGGAGUUAAUCAUAAACGGGCCUGGGAUCAUAGCGCCACGUGCUGUAAAAUACGCCUCUACUGGCCCAAGGUUUGUGCAAUCUGAAAAGAGGUAGCUUUUUAUUAUAUAUGUAACUGUAUAUAAUUAAGAAUCAUAUUUUCCACAACUAAAAAUGUGUUAUUUUUUCCAAAGUUUUAUUGUUGCUAUUUAUUUUAACUUUUGUUUCUGAAAAUUCAGUACAUACUCAUUUUGUGUGUGUGGUUAACUACACAUCUGUUGUAUAUGGAAUUGAAUCUUUAUGUAUAUUACCUUCUGGAAAUUGCAAAUAAAUGAAGUUCUUGUUUUUAUUUACUUGA